This is a messenger RNA of Rasamsonia emersonii CBS 393.64, 1560 nucleotides long. RefSeq lists its product as uncharacterized. Bases 1 to 1560 code for a protein of 519 amino acids. Gene Ontology annotation, molecular function: transmembrane transporter activity. Gene Ontology annotation, biological process: transmembrane transport. NCBI's taxonomy places the organism in Eukaryota, Fungi, Ascomycota, Eurotiomycetes, Eurotiales, Trichocomaceae. The record is from RefSeq and is a predicted model, not a curated record. Gene Ontology annotation, cellular component: plasma membrane. The transcript has 2 exons.
AUGAGCGGCCAGGCAGCUAGCUACUACGAUCCCCAGCAGGUCUUUGAGGACCCGCGUCCUGCGCCGCAGCCUCAGUAUAACAACUACCAGGUCGAGCACAAGCAGCCUCCUCCGUAUACAGACCAAAGCCCGCCGGUGUACGACUUCAGCCAGGCGUUUCGCAUCGAGAGACCCCAGUUCCACGAUGUCUGGGCGGGUCUUUUACUCAUUGCCGUCUUCUGCGGCUACGUCGCCGUUUCUGGCCUGACGAUCCACAAAUACGCCGUGACAAAAGGCUUCAACGGCGAUGGCAUCUACGACUCGGCCAACACCUUCUCCCUCGAUACCAACACGCUCGUCCUGUUCAUCUUCGUCCUCUGCGUUGCCAUCGCCUUCUCGUGGGCGUACCUGCUCGGCGCGCGCUACUUCACCAAGCAGUUCAUCUGGAUCACGGGCAUCCUGAACAUCGUCUUCGCCAUCGGCACCGCCAUCUACUACCUCGUGCGCAAGCAGUGGGGCGCGGGGAUCGUGUUCCUGCUCUUCGGCGUCUUCGCCAUCGUCUGCUUCGUCAGCUGGAUCCCGCGCAUCCCGUUCAGCGUGCUCAUGCUGCAGACGGCCAUCGACGUGGCGCGCCAUUACGGUCAUGUCUUCGCCGUCAGCGCCAUCGGAGGCCUCGUGGCCGUCGCCUUUUCCGCGUGGUUCUCGGUCACCCUGGUUGCGAUUUACGUCGCCUACGAACCGAAUGGCCACGGUGUUAAUCCGUCCUGUGCCCACGGCGGGUGCAGCUCCGCUAAGGUCAUCGGCCUGGUCGUCUACGUGACGUUUGCCAUGUACUGGCUGAGCGAGUGGCUCAAGAACACGGUCCACACGACCGUCGCCGGUGUGUAUGCAUCGUGGUACUUCUGGAGCCGGUCCCCCGGCGGGAUUCCCAAGGGGUCGACUCGGGGAGCAUUCCAGCGGGCGUCGACGUAUUCGUUCGGCAGCAUCAGUCUGGGUAGCCUGCUGAUCGCCUUCAUCAACAUGCUGCGCCAGGCCUGUUCCGUUGCGCAGCGGCACGAGGCAGCGGAGGGCAACGUUGUCGGCAGCAUCGCGGUGUGGAUUCUGGGCUGCUUCGUCUCGCUGCUGGACUGGCUGGCGACGUUCUUCAACCGGUACGCCUUCUGCCACAUCGCGCUGUACGGCAGAGCAUACCUCCCAGCAGCAAAGGACACAUGGACGAUGAUGAAAGACCGGGGGAUCGACGCACUCGUCAACGACUGCCUGAUCGGGCCUGUCCUGACAAUGGGCUCGGUGUUCGUCUCGUACCUGUGCGCAUUGCUAGCCUAUCUGUACCUGGAGUUCACGAAACCGACCUACAACAACCACCACUCCAGCGGCCGGUUCACGGCCGUCAUCAUGGCCUUCUCCUUCGUCAUCGGUCUUCAAAUCUGCCAGAUUUUCCUCACGCCGAUCGGCAGUGGCGUCGACACGAUCUUCGUCGCGAUGGGCUGGAGUCCGGACGUCUUGGUGCGCGACCAUCGCGAGCUCUACGACCGGAUGGUCCAGCUGUAUCCGCAGGUGCAGCGGACGAUUUACGUGUGA